AUGUCUAUCCCAGCCGACCAAAUCCUCGAGGGUGCGGCCGUCAAGGCCUACGCCCAUGACACCGUGCUCGACGAUGAAGACUCCAGGUCGACAUCGCCUGUCCCGCCUGCCCAUGUUCCAUGGUUCCGGUCGACGAGGUUCCAAGCCGCCGUGCUUGCGGGAGUGUUCUUCUGCGGGCCUGGGAUGUAUGGAUCACUGAAUGCCUUGGGCGCCGGCGGCCUUCGCACACCGACCUUGGUGAACAUCACCAGCGGAAUGUCCUACGGCAUGAACUUUGUUUUCGCUUUUCUGACCGGAGUGUUGGUCAAUAUCUUUGGCGAGCGAAUCGUUCUUAGUGUCGGAGUCGUGGGCUUUGGCCUGUAUGCAGCAGCGUUAUACAGCAACAGUCGAUACGGCACAAUAUGGGCCAUGUAUGCCACGUCUGCGCUCCAGGGCUUCACGACUGCAAUCCUAUGGGUCGUGCAAGCAGCCAUCAUGCUGGCAUAUCCGGAACCCGAGUUUAGAGGUCGUUUCAUUGCCAUCUGGUACGGUUCGAUUUCCGUGGGCCAGCUGGUCGGCGGCACCAUCUCCCUGGCCCUGAAUGUGACCAACGACAAGGCCGGAAAAGUAUCUACAGUGACUUAUAUUCCUCUGAUUGCGUUGGCGUGUCUUGGUCCCUUCAUCGCACUCUUGCUAUCACCUCCGGACAAAGUGGUGCGGCGAGAUGGACGAGCUGUGAAAAAGAGCAAGCAACCAAGUGCGUGGCAAGAGCUGAAAAGGAUGGUUCUUCUGCUCCCCCUGAUCAUCUUCUCCCAAUGGUUUCUAUCGUACAACAGCACGUUCACGGCCGUGUACCAUUCCGUCCGUGGACGAGCCUUGAUCGCAUUCCUCAACCCCAUCGUUGGCGUUCUCGGCACAUUGGUGGCCGGGUGGUUCUUGGACACGGGCAGAUUUAGACGAUCGCAAAAGUUUCGCUGGGCCUAUUAUUCGUUGUACAUUGCAUUCACCGCCGUCUGGGUCUGGGCGACCGUGGUGCAAUGGUGGUAUUCGAAGACGAACCCCAAGGGUUUGGACUGGAAGCAGGGCGAAUACUAUGCAAGUGCAUUGUGGAUCUUGGCUUUCUCGUUUGUCGACCACGGCUUCCAAGUCUUCAUGUAUGCUCUUGUGGGCACUUUGACAGACGACAUUGACGAACUUGCGCGAUACACGGGUAUGUUGAAGGCUGUCAAUACCGGAGGCGCGGCGCUGGGUUAUGCCGUUCAGGUCAAAUGGAGUAUGAUGGGCGCCGAAUGUAUUUUGUUGGUGCUUUGGGCUAUCCAAAUCGUUCCAACAUGGUUUGUCGUGCGUGAAGUCAAGGACGAGCACGAGCAUCGAUGGUCCCAGAAGACAACGACUGGAGAAGACACUCCUGUCGAGAAGGAUGCUGUUGUGCCCAAGUAG
Messenger RNA from Exophiala dermatitidis NIH/UT8656, 1419 nucleotides. RefSeq lists its product as uncharacterized. Gene Ontology annotation, molecular function: transmembrane transporter activity. The record is from RefSeq and is a predicted model, not a curated record. Bases 1 to 1419 code for a protein of 472 amino acids. NCBI's taxonomy places the organism in Eukaryota, Fungi, Ascomycota, Eurotiomycetes, Chaetothyriales, Herpotrichiellaceae. The transcript is spliced from 7 exons. Gene Ontology annotation, biological process: transmembrane transport.